Molecule: messenger RNA, 691 nt
Organism: Parus major (Great Tit)
Lineage: Eukaryota; Metazoa; Chordata; Aves; Passeriformes; Paridae
Product: N66 matrix protein-like
Exons: 2
Source: RefSeq, a predicted model, not a curated record
AUGACAACGGGAAUGACAAUGGGAACAACAACGGGAAUGACAACGGGAAUGGGAACAAUGGGAAUAAUGGGAAUGGGAACAACAGAAAUGACAACGGGAAUGACAACGGGAAUGACAACGGGAACAACAACGGGAAUGACAAUGGGAACAACAACGGGAAUGACAACGGGAAUGACAAUGGGAAUGACAACGGGAACAACGGGAACAACGGGAAUGACAAUGGGAACAACAACAGGAAUGAACGGGAAUGACAAUGGGAACAACAACGGGAAUGGGAACAAUGGGAAUAAUGGGAAUGGGAACAACAGGAAUGACAACGGGAACAGCGGGAAUGACAAUGGGAAUGACAACAGGAAUGACAACGGGAACAACGGGAAUGAGAACGGGAAUGAGAACGGGAAUGACAACGGGAACGACAACAGGAAUGAGAACGGGAACAACAAUGGGAAUGACAACGGGAACAGCGGGAAUGACAACAGGAAUGACAACGGGAAUGGGAACAACGGGAAUGAGAACAGGAAUGACAACGGGAAUGGGAACAACGGGAACAACGGGAAUGACAACAGGAAUGAGAAUGGGAACAACAACGGGAAUGACAACGGGAACAGUGGGAACAGCGGGAAUGACAAUGGGAACAACAGUGGGAACAACGGGAACAACAGGAACAACAGGAAUGACAAUGGGAAUGACA